UUGAUCUUUCUCCCUCUAUAAAAGUCGCGGGCUGGUGGAUUUGUGCAGUUUUUAGUCUCUUCCCUUGCUACCCUGUCAUCUCUCUAUUUCGUGUCUCGUUUUCGGACAGUAGUUUUUUUUUUUUUUUCAAAAUUCAACGUUUAAUUUUUUUGCAAGAUAUUUUUUCCCCGUAGAAUUUAAGGUAUUUUCAUCGAAAAAAUGUCGUUCGUUUCUUUCGUCGGAAGAGUUCUUUUCGCUUCAGUGUUUAUCCUCUCUGCUUGGCAAGAGUUCAAUGAUUUUGGUGUUGAUGGAGGGCCAGCAGCGAAGGCACUGAAACCAAAAUUUAAUGUCUUCUCAAAGCUUGUGUCAUCUCAUACAGGGGUGGAAGUGCCAGAAUUUGAAAUUAAGUAUCUAGUUGCUGCCAUUGUAGCCUUUAAGGGUGUUGGGGGCAUCUUUUUCAUCUUUGGAAGCACCAUCGGAGCUUAUCUUCUGGUUCUGCAACAGUUCAUUGUUACUCCUAUAUUGUACGACUUUUACAACUAUGACAUGGAAAAGAAAGAAUUCGGUCUGCUUUUUACAAAGUUCACCCAGAACUUGGCACUGUUAGGGGCAUUGUUCUUCUUUAUUGGCAUGAAGAACUCAAUGCCCAGGAGACAACUCAAGAAAAAGGCUCCAAAAUCCAAAACAGUUUGAAGAGGAAAGUCCGGUAAACUGAGGCUAUAGUUUCUUGUUUGAUCUCUGGCUACCUGGCUGAGUCCAGAUCUAUUUUUGUAUGCUUGUAUCAGGGCUUUGUUUCUUCAAGAUUAGGGAAAAAGGGGAUACUACUUAGACAGUUUGAUGUUAAGUACUAAGUUGAGUUCAUGGUUAUUUAAUUGAGUUUCAGAAAGAAUUUGAUAAUUUUGCUUUUGAAUA
Messenger RNA from Theobroma umbraticum, 891 nucleotides. RefSeq lists its product as uncharacterized. The record is from RefSeq and is a predicted model, not a curated record. Lineage: Eukaryota; Viridiplantae; Streptophyta; Magnoliopsida; Malvales; Malvaceae.